Molecule: messenger RNA, 3124 nt
Organism: Lolium perenne
Lineage: Eukaryota; Viridiplantae; Streptophyta; Magnoliopsida; Poales; Poaceae
Source: RefSeq, a predicted model, not a curated record
UACUUUGUCGAGUUCUCGGACGACGACUUCGUUGCGUAGCAGGAUCGUUCCUAAGGCAGCAGCCUGUGGCUUGUUGGUUAUGGAACACCGCUUGAUUAUCUUCAGGACUCUUAGUACCAUUUGGUUCUUGUCUGUACCCAGACUAUUUGGCUAUCUUAUGUAUGAUGUACUGAUGGGAUAUGUUUUCCCUUCUGAGUGUCAUUUGGAUCUUGCUCAUUAGAGCGUUGCUAUAUAUAUGAACCUUAUUUCCAUCUUUUGUGUCAUACAUAGUCAUGUUGUGAUAUUCAAGCUGUAUUCUACCCUUGUACCCUGUGCACAGUGUGUGUAUGUGUGAAGUGCACAGGAAGGUGAAGCACUCAGGCCUGGAAAGCCUACCGUGAGCCUUUGAGGUGGGUGUUGUGUGCAUGGGCGUGUCGAGCUGUUGCUUGGCCUACCCAUAUGCUUGGGAAUGCGAGGCGAUCUCACGGUCCUUUGUAGUGACCUCAUGCACAUAAACCCCUCUUACCUGCGCGCUCUGGGUUUUCCUACUCCUGGGGCUUACAGACUUGGUAUCAGAGCAGGACUGCCUUUAGGAGCCCCUUGCAGCGGACGAAGUUGAGUCUAGAAACUCAUAUUUUAUUAGCUACAUAGGAAAAAAUUGUGCGCGAGAGUAGGAAUUCUGCUUUUAUUUCUUACCCCACCCACCCUCCCUCUGGUAAGGACGUGCAACGGUUUUACUCUAUUCUUAUCUUGUUUCACCUAGGCUUGGACGAGUUGUGGGAAACCAUAGUGCCAUAGGGAAAAGUAUUUUUGAAAAUUUUCUGUACUAUGGUUGCUUCGUUAUCAUCUUUUGACAUUCUCCACAUAUAAUUUGUUCCUUUGACAUGUUGGUAUUUUCAUACUAACAUGUUAUUCUCCUUUGAUCCGAUGCUAUCUCGACCACUUCCUUGUUCCGGAGCCUGCUUCCUUAUCGUUAUUCUUAUGGAACUACCGUAUACUCCACUGUCCUGCGUGUCAAGUAGAUGUUUUAGUUUUUCUAUCCUUGUUUGCGGUCGUAUGGAUCUCUUGUGUACUUGAACCUUGUAUGGUGUACCUUGAUGAAUUCUAUGGAGUGAUGUGUUAUGUGAUCUUAAAUCCUUGUUCUUAUCUGUUGUUUCAACCGUCUUAAUGUUUUCCCUCAACAGGAUGGUUAGACCUCCGCCACCUCCUCCGCUGGGACCAGCCCUGUUGCAAAUGACUCAACUGUUGAGCCAGAUGCAGCAAACCCAACACAACUUCGAUCAAGCUCGUCAUGACAAUGGCCGAGUGAUGAUCCGGGACUUCUUGCAGUUGAACCCGCGAUCGUUCGACUCUACUCCUGAACCGCUGGAUGCAGAUGAUUGGGUGCGCGAUGUCAACCGCAUGCUCAACACAGCGGGAGUCGCUCCAGAAGACAAAGUGCGGUUUGCGACUCACCUACUGAAAGGAGGGUCCGCAGCAUGGUGGGAGAACUUUCUCGAGAUGCGUCCCGCCAAUGCUCCCGAUGUCACAUGGGAAGAAUUCAGGGAAGCUUUCAGAAGCCACCACAUUCCUGAAGGGCUAAUGGACAGGAUGAAGGAGAAAUUCCUUAGUCUUGUUUAGGGCAACAAAGACGUGAUGGCAUACAGCAUCGAGUUCUCAAGGCUAGCUCGCUAUGGUGGUGAAGAAGUGUCUACUGAUGCUAAGAAGCAGAAGAGGUUCCGUAAUGGCCUCAAGCCAGCACUCAAGUACGCGCUCACUCAUGUCUCGAUGGACACCUUUGACAAGCUGGUCAACACUGCUAUCAAGGAAGAGUCGGGUAGGCUUGCGUUCGACGAGUCACGCAAGCAUACUCGAGAGGUUGAUGCUCCUUCAGCGCCGCCUCAGAAGCGAAGGUUGUGGGUUCCUUAUCCCGCACCGCCAGGACAAGCUACACAAGCUGGGUAUGCUCCCCGCCCUCCCACCCCACAGCUACAGCAGAGGACCUACCAACCUCCGCCAAGGCCUGCUUAUGGUGGACCAAGGCCGAUGGGUCCACGUGCCGACCCCACAUGCUACAAGUGUGGUCAGGUUGGGCACAUCUCUACCUUUUGCCCUCAGAAGCUUCCUCCACCACCACCUCGCUCUACUUCGACAAAUGCGAUGGUUCGUGCACCAGCUCAGGGCCGUGCCUUCAACAACAACACCAGGCAUGGUCCGAGGGCUGCUCGCGUCAACAACAUCAACGUUGAGCAAGCUGAACAAGCUACCGACGUCGUGCUUGACGCCGACGCGGAGCAGUACGAGCAGGAGUACGAGUUCCCUCUGGAGGAUCGUGUCGGUUCUUCUACCUCUGAUCUGACAGGCGAGCCCACCCCUUCACCUAUUUUACAUUUACAUGCUCUUUUGAUCUAUUGCUAUCCUUAUAUUGCGAUUCUGUUGUGUCACGUGUCCUAUUCCACAUGUUACCUAUAUGUCCGAGAUACACCUUCUCGCCCUACCUAUUGUUUGUUGUUUGCCAGCUUUGCGAGUCGUAGGCGAGUUUAGGGUUUUUUGUUGAUAUCUCGAAAUGUUCGGGAUAUCUUGUUGGGAUGUUGACACAUGUACUACCUUUUCGAAAAUGAAGUGGAUAACUUUUGCUACAACUUAAAAUUGCUAAGGGAUAAUAAUUUGCAGAGGCAUCUGUGAGCCCCUUUGCGAAAGCAUCGGAACUUUGACUUGCUAAUGUCCCCUAGGAUCCGAGUUCUUGUUAUCUGUUUCUAAGACUGAGCGCGCUAACCACUCGUGGGAGGAUUUAUCGGGACCCCCCAUCACCCAUUACCAUUUCUCAAGUCUGUUGAAAAGGGGGCCACAACCUUGGUUUUAUUUGCCUAUGCCAUGUAUGCCAUGCUUUACUUACUGUUGCCUUCGGGUGUUUACUUCCUGUUGCCUUCGGGUGUUUAUAUUCUGUAUUGUACCCCGCGGGACGUUUAGCGAAGCGUGUGGUUCGCACGCCUAGCCGCCGACGCAAACCCUGAGUCCGCAUCGGAGUACGGCCGAACUUCGUUUCGGGUAGCUUAGUCGGGUGGCCCCCCUAGGCAUUCUUGUUGAUCUGGGAACGGUCUUGUUGUGAGACUCCGCACUUGCUAUGCGGGUUCGAGCAUGCGUGUAUGGUAACAUUGGUGCACCC